GCUAGCUUUUAUUGAUGGGAGCGUUGAUACCAAGCUUUCCUUAUGCCCCAUGGAAACGAAUCCAAAGACAGCAAAGCAAAGGUUGAACCAUGGCAGAGAAAGAAAGCAUCUUUACACAGCUAAGUUCUCUUUACUUUUCACCAUGAGCAAUCCCAUAUCUAAUCGGUCAUUGCAUUCUUCUCAUCUUUGAGGGCUCGAGCCUGCCGGCCAUGGCCAGAAUGGAAGGAGCAAUCAUCUGCCUGCUGAUUGUUGUCAUGGAUGUAGUUGCCGGUGUGCUCGGAAUAAAAGCCGAGGAGGCUCAAAGCAAGGGGAAGCACCUGAGGCUCUUCUUCCUCGAGUGCAAGGAGCAUGUUCACCAGGCCUACAAGUUGGGGCUGGCAGCAACUGCGCUCCUCGCGCUGUCGCAUGUCAUCGCGAAUGUGCUCGGUGGGUGCCCCUGUGCGUGCUCCGGGGAUGGGUUCCGGAGGUCUUCGCCUAACAAGCUAAUGGCCGCAGCCGCUCUACUCCUUUCAUGGAUUGUGGUCAUCGUUGGAUUGACGAUGUUGAUUAUAGGAGCAAUAUCUAAUUCGGAGUCAAGGCCGACUUGUGGGCUUGCUCAUCCUCGUUUCCUGUUUAUUGGUGGAAUCAUGUGCUUCGUGCAUUCGCUGUUCUGCAUCGUCUACUAUGUUUCAGCCAUUGCGAGCUGGAAAGAAGGGAAGGCUCACAGGGACACCAGAUCUCAAGAGAGCCACGCUUGAGUACUUCCAAGAACAGCUACUGAAGG
This is a messenger RNA of Musa acuminata subsp. malaccensis (wild Malaysian banana), 763 nucleotides long. RefSeq names its product protein VASCULATURE COMPLEXITY AND CONNECTIVITY. Lineage: Eukaryota; Viridiplantae; Streptophyta; Magnoliopsida; Zingiberales; Musaceae. The record is from RefSeq and is a predicted model, not a curated record.